CUGCUUUCUCUCUGUCCUCUGCCUUCUUUUCAUUACAGUACAAACUUCAAUCGCCUGCAUCAAGUCCUCACAAUGUGCUCGUGUUGCAGCUUCAAAUGCGGAUUUAUUUUCUUCAACAUGCUCUUUAUGGCAUCUGGGGUUGCUCUCCUCACUACCGGGGUACUGCAAAAACCCACUUACCAAGAGUUGGGAGCAUUUGCAGGGAACAGCCUGGCCAAAAUUGCUAUAGUCCUCAUAGCAGUGGGUUUCAUCAUAACAGUGGUCUCCAUCUUGGGCUGUCUCGGAGCAUUCUUUAAUAAUUAUGGUUUGGUGGUAACUUACGUCUGUUGCCUGACUGUGAUUAUCAUAUUGGAGAUAAUCACUGGGGCUGUCAUUUAUUCACUCUUCAUGAGGAUGAAGGUAUUGAAUCCUUCUUCCCUAGUAAACAUAAAAGGUCCAAUAAACUACAUCGACAAAGUGAAAAGGACGAUCAGUGAGUACAGCCCGGAGAAGAGAGCCGCCAUCGACAGAAUUCAAGAAAAGUUCAAAUGCUGUGGUGCAAACGGCCCUGAGGACUGGGCAACCAGUGUGGGCUGGGAGGACCAUGAAGCCGCGCCGGACUCCUGUUGUGAGGUGAAGGGUCCCGGCUGUGGGAAGGAAAAGGGCAAAGUUCGCUCAAAGGGUUGCAUUAAGGCCAUCAGCUUAUUUCUGAUGAAAAGCCUGAUGUGGGUGGGGGUUUUCUGUAUCGUUCUUGGAAUUUCAGAGUGCUUUGGAGUACUCAUCGGGGCAUGCUUCAGUUGCAACAUAAAACAGAAAAACUAUGACAACAUGAGCUGAUGUGGCCAAGCACAGCAGACUUCACACAUUGCUGACAUAUUGGAUCUAUUCUAUUUGCUUUAUCCAGUCUUUUUAUCCUAAAAUGGGACUUAAGGAUUAAGUAUAUGAUGUUGUAAUUGACAUGUUUGAAAACAACUAAUAAUUACUUAUUUUGCGCUUGCAAAUUGUGACUAUUUUAACAAGAUAUGUAAAUGGAACGGUUUGGUCUAUGCCAUUGAAAACACCAUUUACUCAAUAGUCUCAUGUUUAAUUGUCAUGCUAUGGAGAAUAACUUCAAUAAAUGUGUGAUGGAUA
This is a messenger RNA of Eleginops maclovinus (Patagonian blennie), 1110 nucleotides long. Its product is annotated as CD151 antigen-like. Bases 73 to 816 code for a protein of 247 amino acids. Lineage: Eukaryota; Metazoa; Chordata; Actinopteri; Perciformes; Eleginopidae. Gene Ontology annotation, cellular component: plasma membrane. The transcript has 6 exons. The record is from RefSeq and is a predicted model, not a curated record.